Messenger RNA from Bathycoccus prasinos, 1308 nucleotides. RefSeq lists its product with no specific name. Gene Ontology annotation, biological process: transmembrane transport. The record is from RefSeq and is a predicted model, not a curated record. The transcript has a single exon. The coding region runs from base 1 to 1308 and encodes 435 amino acids. NCBI's taxonomy places the organism in Eukaryota, Viridiplantae, Chlorophyta, Mamiellophyceae, Mamiellales, Bathycoccaceae.
AUGAAAAGUAAGCUUUUUACCUCGAAAGAAGACAAAGACGAAGACAAAGAGAGAGUUUUAAGCGACGAGAUGAAAACGAGAAGUACUCAGAGUGGUAACAGUGAUAAAAGUGGUCGUUUGCCGAAAGAAAUCGAUUGGGAACAUUUGGAUAAAUCGAAAUUCUUCCUCAACGGGAUAGGCGCCUUCUCUUUGGCGACGCUGGCGUUGUACCCACUCUCGGUGGUGAAAACGAGACAAAUGCUGGAAGGGACGAAAAUUCAAACGCCGUUUAAAGACGUGGUGAAGAACGUGAUAAAAGACCGAGGGUUUAAAGGUUUAUACGCGGGAUUUGGGACGGUCGUGUUCGGGGCGAUACCUUUGCGGAUGGUGUAUUUAUCGACGUUGGAAUAUACGAAAGGGAACGCGCGAACGCUGUGCGAGAAGUACGAGGUGGAGGAGAUGUAUUACGGGAUCGCGGACGCGGCUGGUGGAGCGACGGCAUCGUUCGUGAGUCAGACGUUAGGAACGCCGAUAGAUAUUAUCAGUCAGAGGCAACAAGUGAGUGGGCUGAGACACGCGAAUUUUACCAAGGACGGGACGUUGAGCCCUUCGUCGUCGGCGGCGAGGAGUAGCGGGAGUAGCGUCGAGGCGAGUAAUACGGUAUUUCGCGGGUAUAGGAAUGGGUUUCACGCGUUCAAGGAAAUAUUGAGAAACGAAGGCGCGAGAGGUUUGUAUCGCGGGUACGUGGCCUCCGUCGCUACGUUGGUCCCAUCCAGCGCCAUUUGGUGGGGAUUUUACGGGACGUACUCGAGGGUGUUUUGGAACCAGUACACGAAAAUGUACAGUGGCGACGAUGAGAAAUUGAACGACAACAACAACAAUAGCAUCGGUGAUGGCGAAGAAUUCAAUAUCGACGAUAUCGACGAUAACAUCGCGUUAGGUGUUACCGCGUUGAGUGGGCUGUGCGCUGGGAUGAGUUCGGGAUUCAUCACGACGCCUUUGGAUGCGGUGAAAACGCGGUUUCAAGUUUUAUCCGGGCAACAGCAAAACAUUAACACUAGCAAGAAUACUAGCGACGGCGGCGGCGGAAAUAAUAAUAGUCACACUAGCAGCAAUUAUAAAAGGAUGACAAUCGCCUCGGUGGCGAAGGACUUGUAUCGAAAACACGGCAUUCGAGGGUAUUUCCGUGGCGUUUUGCCUCGAAUGGCGAGCGUUUCGUUGUGGGGUACGACCAUGGUUUCCUUAUUCGAAGCUUUGAAACGCUCGGCGGCGGCGGAAUCGGCGGCGUUAGCCGCAGCCGCGCGCGAAGAGGACGACGACGAUGAAUGA